ACAAUGUUUUGGAUACUGGGGUACCAAAUCUAGAGCAUUUUGCAAAAGGUCCACCUAAAAUGACAAAGAACUUAAAAAAUGGUAAAAUCGCACAAAGUAAUGUUUACAUAGUCUGUUUUUAGUCGAUUAAAGGCCGCUGCCAAAUUAGUGUUAGACGGCGUUACCGUAAAUGUUUGUCGACGCAGCUCUUUGUGUGGCAAUAUUACAGCUGUUUAUAUAAAAAAAAACUAAUUUUUAAAAAAAAAUCUCACAAAAAAUUUUAAAAGUAUAAUUAUUAAUCAAAAGCACCAAAAUAUAAAAAUCAAACUCUAUAUAAAAAUCUGAUUAACUAUUUAAAGAACAUGUCCGUGGAAGAAUUAAAUGGCUCCGAAUUGGGCACCAAAGACUACUGGGAACGUGCCUAUGAACGUGAAAUAACAAAUUAUAAAAAUAAUGGAGAUGUUGGUGAAAUUUGGUUCGACGAAGAUUCACAAAUGCGUGUUAUCAACUGGAUAAUGAAACAAGAAGACAUAGAAGAUGACGUAUCCAUUAUUGAUUUGGGCUGUGGCAAUGGUAUGCUGCUAGUCGAACUAGCACGUGAGGGUUACACAAAUUUGCUUGGCGUAGAUUACUCAGCUAAAGCUGUGGAUCUAGCCGAAAGUAUAGCUAAAGAUCAAGACUUAAAAAUCGCAUACAAACAAGCAGACUUAAUGGAUGUUGAAGCUUGCAAAAAAAUGGGUGAAUUUGGUAUAGUACAUGAUAAAGGAACUUACGAUGCUAUUAGUUUAUGUCCCGAAAAUCCUAAAGAACAAAGAGAAUUAUACAUGCAAACUGUGAGGAAUAUGAUGAAUGAGACAAGUAUAUUUAUUAUUACCUCCUGUAACUGGACCGAAGAAGAGUUAAUCAUUAGUUUUAAGGGGAAAUUUGAGAAAUUGUGUAGCAUACCAACACCUUCAUUUAAGUUUGCCGGUAAGGUGGGCAGUGUGGUUACUUCUAUAGUAUUUAAGAAAGUUUUAGAAACUCAUUGAUUUUUUUACAAUAUUUUUUUUUUUUUGUAAAUUAAAGAAUAAAUAUAUAUUUUGCAUUUUUUUUAA
This is a messenger RNA of Lucilia cuprina (Australian sheep blowfly), 1073 nucleotides long. Its product is annotated as EEF1A lysine methyltransferase 2. The coding region runs from base 342 to 1007 and encodes 221 amino acids. Lineage: Eukaryota; Metazoa; Arthropoda; Insecta; Diptera; Calliphoridae. Gene Ontology annotation, cellular component: cytoplasm. The transcript has a single exon. Gene Ontology annotation, molecular function: protein-lysine N-methyltransferase activity. The record is from RefSeq and is a predicted model, not a curated record. Gene Ontology annotation, biological process: peptidyl-lysine dimethylation; peptidyl-lysine monomethylation.